Molecule: messenger RNA, 1458 nt
Organism: Fragaria vesca subsp. vesca
Lineage: Eukaryota; Viridiplantae; Streptophyta; Magnoliopsida; Rosales; Rosaceae
Product: putative UDP-rhamnose:rhamnosyltransferase 1-like
Exons: 2
Coding region: 16-1458 (480 amino acids)
Molecular function (GO): UDP-glycosyltransferase activity
Source: RefSeq, a predicted model, not a curated record
CACCGACUAAUCAAAAUGAACUCGACCUCUGCAACUAAGCCUCAAAAACUCCAUAUAGGUUUGUUCCCAUGGCUUGCCUUCGGUCACAUGAUCCCAUUUCUUGAGGUGGCCAAGCACAUAGCUCGCAGAGGCCACAAGGUUUCUUUCAUUUCCACACCUAGAAACAUCCAGCGCCUCUCGAAAAUCCCACAAAACCUAACCCCUCUCAUCACUCUCGUCCAAAUCCCUCUCCCUCGCGUCGAAAACCUCCCCGAAUAUGCAGAGGCCACCAUGGACGUCCCCAUCGACGUUAUCCCAUACCUCAAAAUAGCUCAUGAUGGACUCGAAAAUGGUAUCUCUGAAUUUCUUCAAACACACGCUCCCGAUUGGAUCAUUUAUGACUUUGCACCAUACUGGUUACCUCCAAUAGCUAUCAAACUCGGCAUCAAACGAGCCAUUUUCUGUACCUUCAAUGCGUCCACCAUGUGUUUCUUAGGAUCAACAGCACCGGAGGUAACGUCCCGCUAUGCUCCUAGAACAAAGCCAGAACAAUACACUGUCCCUCCCGAAUGGUUUCCUUUUCCAUCCAAACUAUGUUUUAAGCCUUUCGAGGCCAAGAGAGUGGUGGAUGGUCUUAUGACACCAAAUGCUUCUGGCAUGACUGAUUGGUUUCGCGUGGAAUCAACUUACCAAGGUUGUCAGGUCUACUUCAUUCGGAGUUGUAGAGAGAUCGAAGGAGAGUGGCUCGAUUUACUUCAAGACCUUAACCAGAAACCUGUAGUUCCCACGGGUUUAUUACCACCACCGGUGCAAACGAGUGAUGAAGACCAACAUGACAACAGCUGGUCUAGAAUUGCCGAGUGGUUGGACAAACAAAAGAAAGGGGAAGUAGUUUAUGUUGCAUUUGGGAGUGAGAUUAAUUUAAGCCAAGAAGAGUUCAAUGAGCUAGCUCUUGGAUUAGAGCUAUGUGGGUUGCCCUUCUUUUGGGUGCUAAGGAAACCGAGUCAUAGGUCCGGAGAUGGUGACACAGUUAAGUUACCAGAUGGGUUCGAGGACCGAACCAAUGGUCGUGGGCUUGUUUGGACCACUUGGGCUCCUCAGCAGAAAAUUUUAGCCCACGAGUCGGUCGGAGGUUUCUUGAGUCAUUGCGGUUGGAGUUCUCUGAUUGAAGCACUCCAAUAUGGGCGUCCUCUGAUCAUGCUGCCGUUUAUGUAUGAUCAAGGACUAAUUGCUAGGUUAUGGAACAAGAAGACUGGGAUCGAGGUCUCCAGAGACGAAGAGAGUGGAUGGUUUACAAGGGACGAGUUGGCGAGGUCUGUGAAUUUGGUUGUGGUGCAUGAGGAGGGGAAGCCAUACAGGGAUGGAGCUAAAGAAUAUAGAGAGUUAUUUAGAGACAAGGAACUCCAUGAUAGAUACAUGGACGAAUGUGUCGAGUACUUGGAAAGUUACUCCCACCAUAAGCCAAAUUACAAUUCUUAA